AUGUAUAAGCCGAUUUGUGUCAAACACCGCCUUUCACGGCCCUCUCGGUCAUUCAUGCUGCUCCAAACCCUUCGAACAUUGCGUACUUUUGGACUCUGUGCCAAGAGGGCCGAGGCUCUGUACUUGAUAGAACAAAAGGAGCAACAAUGUCCCGAUCGGGCUAAUUGCUCUCCGUCAACCCAUAUUCUGCUAAGAGUCUCCCCAAAGUUCGGCGUCGCUGUGAGGAUCAACACGGCCGAUUUCCGAAGAGCCGGUAUUGAAGUCAACGACUUGCUCAGGGCGACCAGUUGUUUGACCAGUAGCCAACUCGAUCUCGGCGAGAUAUCGGGAGGAAGCUUCGAAUCAUCUAUUACGGCCACCGCCAUGGCACAAAGUGAAAUGUCCUCCAGGGCCCCGAAACUCGAAGCAUACUUCUUGCAUGUCGCCCAGUAG
Molecule: messenger RNA, 432 nt
Organism: Cladophialophora bantiana CBS 173.52
Lineage: Eukaryota; Fungi; Ascomycota; Eurotiomycetes; Chaetothyriales; Herpotrichiellaceae
Exons: 1
Coding region: 1-432 (143 amino acids)
Source: RefSeq, a predicted model, not a curated record